This is a messenger RNA of Centrocercus urophasianus (Greater sage-grouse), 2321 nucleotides long. It is a transcript of the gene ING1, whose product is annotated as inhibitor of growth family member 1. Lineage: Eukaryota; Metazoa; Chordata; Aves; Galliformes; Phasianidae. Bases 525 to 1370 code for a protein of 281 amino acids. The record is from RefSeq and is a predicted model, not a curated record. Gene Ontology annotation, cellular component: nucleus. The transcript has 2 exons. Gene Ontology annotation, biological process: positive regulation of DNA-templated transcription.
UGUGUGUACACAGCGCGGGGAGGGCCGCGCAUGCGCUGUUCGUGGCGGGGCUGAGUGUUUCCCAAGUGUUUGAAACUGGGAUUCGGCUCCUCCACGUUGGAUCGAGCACGGCGUGCGGCGGCGGGGAGGCUGCGUUCGGGUGGCGGAACGGGGGCCGGGCCGGGCUGGCUCUGACAGCGCCCGGCGGGGCACAUUCUGCUGGCGGCUUGUUUCGGAGGGGCUGGCCCGAGCCCCCUCCCUCCUCCUCCUUCUCCUCCUCCCCCCCCUCCCUCCGCACGCACAAAUCCCGCUGAUUGUUCCUACCACCUCCUCCGUGAGUUCCCCACCGCGACAGCCAUUCAGUCAGCUGCUCGGGCUGUAGGGACCGGAGGGGGCUGCGAGCUCGGCUGUGCCUGGCAGCGGGCUCCCAUGUAGCUGCCGGGGGAACGGGGCACGGACGGCGGCGGAGAGAGGCGUGGGGAAGGAGGAGGAGGUUUUUUUUUUCCCCUUUUUUUUUUUUUUUUUUUUCCUCUCCUCUUUGCCGGAUGAAAAUGUUGAGUCCUGCAAACGGAGAGCAGCUGCACCUCGUGAACUACGUGGAGGAUUAUCUGGACUCCAUCGAGUCUCUGCCCUUCGAUCUGCAGAGAAAUGUCUCCUUGAUGAGGGAAAUCGACGCCAAAUACCAAGAGAUUCUGAAGGACUUGGAUGACUACUAUGAAAAGUUCAAACGAGAGAAUGACGCUGUGCAGAAGAGAAGAAUGCUGCACUGCAUUCAGAGGGCAUUGAUUCGGAGUCAGGAGCUGGGAGAUGAGAAGAUCCAAAUCGUCAGUCAAAUGGUAGAGCUGGUCGAGAACAGAUCCAGGCAAGUGGACAGCCAUGUGGAACUGUUUGAGACUUGCCAAGAGACUAAUGACACCACUGGAAACAGUGGGAAAGCCAGCCAGGAUAAGUCAAAGAAUGAGACAAUCGCUCAAUCUGAGAAGCCCAACAACAAGAGGUCGAGGAGGCAAAGAAAUAAUGAGAAUCGAGAAAAUGCUUCAAAUAAUCAUGACCACGAUGACAUCACUUCAGGAACUCCAAAGGAGAAGAAAGCAAAAACGUCCAAGAAGAAGAAACGAUCCAAGGCUAAAGCGGAGCGGGAAGCUUCUCCCCCAGACCUUCCCAUUGAUCCUAACGAGCCAACAUACUGCUUAUGCAACCAAGUCUCUUAUGGAGAAAUGAUAGGAUGCGAUAAUGAUGAGUGCCCCAUUGAGUGGUUUCACUUUUCAUGUGUGGGACUCAAUCACAAACCGAAGGGCAAGUGGUACUGCCCCAAAUGUAGGGGAGAAAAUGAGAAAACUAUGGACAAGGCGUUGGAGAAAUCUAAAAAAGAAAGGGCCUACAACAGGUAGUUUCUAGACUUUUCGUGGAAAAGAAAAAGAAAACCACCAAACCAGUGUAUUUAUUGUCAGUGUCACCUUUGUUGAGGUGAAAGGAUUGUAAAAUGUAUAUUUUUAAAGGAGGUUUAAAACUGAACCAUUCCUGUUACAGGGACGGCAAUAAAAGCAGUUUUGUUUUUCACUUGGUAAGCUGUAACAAGAAUAUGGUCUGUGGACCAAUGUAUUCCAAAAGUGAAGUUAUAAGAGUUCAAACUAAAUAUCCAGGUGGGUCUUAAAAGAUAAAUGAAUAAAUCACUUUUUUUUUUUUUUUUUUCCUCCCAGUGCUUGUAGCACAGCAACCAUUACAAUGUUGACGGCGAAUAUUUCUGACAUGUAAUUUCUUUUUCCUUAUGGAAGAAUGUUACUUAACAUUUGAGCAGAAUUGUUAAAAUAGUUGAGCCCUCUGGUUGUAUCUGAAUAAAGCUGCAGUAUAUUACACAUGUCAUUUCUUUCGGUGAUGAGCAGUGCAAGGUCAAACUGAAGGAGGGUACAAUUUGGUUCCUGCUACGAAGUGCCAGUAUAACAGUUCGACAGCAAACAUUUUAAUAGGCUUAGGGGAUUAUUGAAAAGAAAAGCCAGUGGUUCAAUUUUACACGGCAGAUAUUUUAUAUUCUGGCCGAGUACCACGAGAACAAUUUAAAAAUGAUUGAAUAUGUUUUAUAUUUAACCAGGAAGUGGUUUAGUAAUGACUUAACAUAAAUGAAGCUUUAUACUGUCACCGAUAGUAGUGUAGCAAUCCUUAAUUUGUUUAAGUUGUAUAAAUGUACAUUUUUAAGUGGAAUUGCACUUAAUGUAUUAUACUUGGAAGUGCAGCCAAAUGCCAUUGUGUAACCAAUGUGCAUUUCCUGCUGUUAUGUAUGAAAAUUGUACAGCUGUGAUAUUAAGAAAUAAAUGAAACAACUUUGACAGUUUGCUUCUUAGCAA